AUGGCGGCUCCACGCAGCAAACUACUCCAGCUCGGCGUUGUCGAACACGCGCACGACACCUGGGAUACCAUCAGCUCCAUGGCCGAUGUGGUCGUGCCCAAGUCGACCGACAGAGCUGGCUUCCUCUUGGAGGCUGCCUCGGGGGCUUUCGACGGGUGCCUGGUGGCCUAUCGGACCUUCGGGUCCGUCUCCAUCACCGGCCGCAUCGAUUCCGAGCUUGUCUUGGCCCUGCCGUCGUCACUCAAGUUCAUCUGCCACAACGGCGCUGGGUUUGAUCAGAUAGACGUUCCAGCCUGCACCAGUCGAGGCAUCAAAGUGUCCAACGUUCCCACGGCUGUGGAUGACGCUACAGCGGAUACGGCAAUAUUCCUCAUGCUCGGAGCCCUGCGAAACUUCCCCCUUAGCAUGCACAACCUCAGGCAGGGGAACUGGCGUGGUUGCGAGCAAGAUGGUUCGCUACCUGCGCUGGGCCACGAUCCGCAGGGCAAAAGCCUAGGCAUCGUUGGAAUGGGUGGCAUCGGCCGAAACAUGGCUAGGAAAGCCCUGGCCUUCGGCAUGAAGAUCCUAUACCACAAUCGGACCAGGCUGGAUGAGGGUGUCGAGAGGGAGCUGGGAGGCGCCCAGUAUUGUGACUUUGAGAGUCUGUUGAGGCACAGCGACGUGCUGAGUCUGAAUCUGCCCCUGAACCCACAUACCAGGCACAUCAUCUCGACGCGUGAGCUAUCAAUGGUCAAGCACGGCGUCGUCAUCGUAAACACGGCGCGCGGUGCGGUCAUAGACGAGGCCGCUCUGGUGGAGGCUCUUGACUCGGGCAGGGUUGCGAGCGUCGGGCUAGAUGUCUACGAAAACGAGCCCGACAUCCACCCGGGCCUGUUGGCGAACAACCGGGCAUUAUUGGUGCCGCACAUGGGCACCUGGACGGUCGAGACCGAGGCCAAGAUGGAGGAGUGGACCAUGGCGAACGUGCAGACGGCCAUCCUGGACGGGCGCCUGAAGAGCAUUGUUCCGGAGCAGAAGGGCAUGCAGUGA
Messenger RNA from Diaporthe amygdali, 1029 nucleotides. RefSeq lists its product as uncharacterized. The transcript is spliced from 5 exons. The record is from RefSeq and is a predicted model, not a curated record. The coding region runs from base 1 to 1029 and encodes 342 amino acids. Gene Ontology annotation, molecular function: NAD binding; glyoxylate reductase (NADPH) activity; hydroxypyruvate reductase [NAD(P)H] activity. NCBI's taxonomy places the organism in Eukaryota, Fungi, Ascomycota, Sordariomycetes, Diaporthales, Diaporthaceae. Gene Ontology annotation, cellular component: cytosol.